Dendronephthya gigantea is the source of this 3163-nucleotide messenger RNA. RefSeq names its product delta-type opioid receptor-like. Gene Ontology annotation, cellular component: plasma membrane. NCBI's taxonomy places the organism in Eukaryota, Metazoa, Cnidaria, Anthozoa, Malacalcyonacea, Nephtheidae. Gene Ontology annotation, molecular function: G protein-coupled receptor activity. The transcript has 2 exons. The record is from RefSeq and is a predicted model, not a curated record. Gene Ontology annotation, biological process: G protein-coupled receptor signaling pathway. The coding region runs from base 337 to 1476 and encodes 379 amino acids.
UAAUCUCGAGCGCAAUCUCAUUCGCGCAAUGCAAUGCGAAUAAAACGCUUUGUGAAGACAAACAUCAAACGUUUAGCAGUAUAAAAACAUUAACGUUACUCGAUUGAUAACCCGCUGGUGCGAAGAAAGAACUCCCGCCGAAUUUUCGAAUAAACAUCACACAAAGACCGAGAUUAAUCAAGCAGCUGAAUUCAAAGCUGUUGUCUCAGCCUUAGCGAUUUUCUAUGUUAUGAGCAGAAGGAAGCGGUCACUAUAUGUCAUUCACUUCUGAUCGUUCAGUGUUUAUUGUAGAAGAUUUAAGAGGAAUAAAUUGUUGUCAGGAAAUUAGUAUCAGAGAUGAACUUCACUACACCGAACCCGAAUUUCUCAGAUACAUUCGACGUUUCAAUUUCCCGCGAACAAUUGGGAUCAGUUGUACUUCAGAUGUGCUUGUUCUGCCUCAUCGCAGUCAUUGGUUUCGUUGCAAAUGUCCUGGUUCUUAUGGCUGCCUCACAACUUCGUAAACACCGGACGCAUCGUAACACAAGAAGCACCUAUUACAUCAUAAACUUAGCAAUCGCAGACUUGGCAAUUAUUUUACUUGCGCUCCCAACGGAGAUGGUGAAACACUUCACGUCCUGGCCGUUCGGAGAGUUUUCGUGCAAGUUCCUAUACCCGCUACGAGAUGUGUUCGUGUUUGUCGCCAUAAUGACAGUGACCGGACUCAGUAUUGAGCGUUAUUGGGUCAUCACCGGACCAUUUAAGACGAAGCCGAACCCAAAACACGCGCGCGUUAUCAUUGUUAGCAUAUGGGUCGUUGGCUACUUAUUAGCCGGUCUACCGAUGGUUUUUGUUAUGAAGCUGAUCAGCGAGUCACCUGAUGGUCGUAUAAUUAUGUGUGAUCCGAGUUGGGGCAGUUAUACGGAGGAGAAAGUACACGUCCUUUUGAGCAUAGCAUGCAUAAUUUUGCCCGCGUGUGUCAUAACAUUCUGUUACAUACGAAUCGCCAAAUCGCUGCAACGUUUACAGGCACGUCGUACGAGUUUCGUAAGCGGCGAAGCCGAAGGAAAGCCGACGUCUUCGGUAAUUUCUCUGGUGGAACAGAGCAAGAAGGUUGCCAAAAUGCUAGUCAUAAUUGUACUCGCAUUUUGCUGUUGCGUUCUACCGUUCACAACAUUCGCCGUAGCGGCGCAGUUUGGGGAGCUCCAAGGGGAUAAUUUUCUCAUCUACGCGCUGCUUAUUUCGUUGUUUUUCGCACAUAGCGCGGUGAAUCCCAUCAUUUUGAUAAUCAUGAGCAAGGAGUAUCGUUUGGAAGUUGUGCGAAUUGUGCGCGCCUUGCGAGACGUCUGCUGGAAGGCAGAGGCGGUUCGCACUUAUUUCACACAUCUUAACCUGAGGAACGACUAUCGCCAGCAUCGAAAAGAAAGCGAAAAUCGUGCUCAAUUGGUCGAAGCCCCGGUUGCAGAAGGUGAACAGCAAAGAAGUACGGAACUGUAAAUAUAUCUAUGCAUAAAGACUGUUGUUGUUCCACCGACAUAUCGUUGCAUGAUUGCCUUAGGCCUGCCCCAAAACGUCGUUCUUUCAUUUGGCAAACCCGCGAAAAACAGUAGAUAUCGAUUCAGAUGCUUUAUUACUGUUGUUUAAAUUCGUGUCGUUCGCAAGAAGUACGACGUUUGGAACAGGCAUUAUAUCGUAGACAACAAUAUACUAUAUGUAUAUAACUUCAAGUACUCUAUUCUACGUGGGCACUGGCAACAAGAUGACUUUUAAAUCGAGUAACUGCAUGAGCUCGAGAGAUGUCGAAAACUCACGUAAUAUAGUUUCGAGAAAUUGUACGAUUGAUAAUCGCGAAACACAUGUUUGCGCUCAUUUCUAAAGCGAGCCAAAAAAAGUUCCUCUCCGCAUGCAGUGGGCAAAUAUGCUCGAGUAUAAUAACAAAUUGAGUGAAUUGUCGGUUUAAACCUUAUUUGGUUUCGUUACAUAAGUGGUCAAUUGAGAUAUUUAACAAGAAUGCAGCAUAUUUGAAGCCGGUACAGGUAAAUGCAUGAAAUAAAACCUAUCGAUUUCUUCGAAACAGAACGGGUUCUCUUGCUUCUAGGAAAUUUGUGACGUUACAUUUACAUACGAGGCAGGAAUCGCAGUCCUCCGAAAAUGUUUAUUCUUCUGGUGUCACCGAAAAAUCAAGUUAAUGAAUUUUAAUUCGGUAUACUUUUGAAUUGAAUAAGUCGAGCCGACCCUUGCUGUUUUAAUCCAUCUUAACGCAAAUAUAACAUUGCGCCGUUCGCAGUUAGUUGCCUCUAACGUAUAUUAAAAUACCCGGCACACUACUCGCAACUGUAUUCUUUUAUAUUAACGUCAUAAAUUUUUUAUUCGGAGAACUCGGAGGGAGAAAUUUAAUUUUCCUCAAUUACGGUUGCUUAUGUAUUAUGCUCGACUGUUUGAAUUGACUAUGCAGUAUGACAACGCACUUAUAAGCUCACAAUAAAAAAUGCACAAAUUUAAUCUUGAUCUCGUUUAUGUAUCAAUAACUGCGGUAGGACGCAAUUUCACCGCAACAUACAUUUAGAGAUUGAUACGGAAUGAGCGAAAAUCUAUUUUUUCCACAAAAGUUUGUGAUUUGAACGAAGGAACGAAAUAACAGGUGAUAUCCUACGGCUACGUCGCAUGCGAUUAUAUUCACAGUUGCGCGUAAAGGCAAAAAAAUCACGAGAUCAGGCAUAUUUAGAUAACGUUACAUGUUUCAUAAAUGGCAAUAUUGCAUAAGCAUAUCAUGGGCUGCCCAGAUGGAAAGAUAAUAAUUGGCGACGUUUUCACAAAUGCGCGCCUGCUAUAAGUGAAACCGCGCUACGGCCUUAGCACUGUAUUUGUCGGCGGCGAUUACAUGUAUAGCGGAAUAUUGUUGUAAUAUAUUUAUAUAUUUUAUGCAUGCCUGUUGAAAAUAGUAUAUAUACUUUGGCAUGUCGUUGACACGUUCUCAAUAGCCUAGACAUACUAUACGUUGAUAGCCUAAAUAUAUUAUGUAUAAAGUCUUUGGGGUAAUAAAGCUCGUUACAAAAUUCCCCACAACUUCGUCACAAAAUUCCCACGAUUUCACAUGUCAAAAUGUCUUUUCACAUGUGAAGUAUUUCAAGUCUAUAUUACCAGUAUAUUUUUGUACGGGAGAACCCACGCGACGCUGCCACCG